Paraglomus occultum is the source of this 431-nucleotide messenger RNA. NCBI's taxonomy places the organism in Eukaryota, Fungi, Glomeromycota, Glomeromycetes, Paraglomerales, Paraglomeraceae. The record is from the annotation of a GenBank genome assembly.
CUUCCGCCAAACAUUGGCGGCAAUGGAAUAGCGCGCCUCAACAACCAGUCACUUCCUCCUCAAAACUCCUCCCUUCAACCAACACCGUCUAUUUCACUUCAAUCAACAGCUCUAUCUCAAACACUAUCUGCUACACAGACGCAACCGCCAUCAACUAUACGCCCGACAAUGCCACCUAUUACAUUUCAGGUGCAACUACUGCUGUUAAAAUACUCUGCAAAAGCAUGUGCCAUUGUGGGUCUUCUCAAACACAGGGACAAAAAAAAACUAAACACCACCGAACAGUUAACUUUUUCUUUUUGGACAGCUGGACAAAAUACUGACCAGCAGGCAACAUUUACUGCGCAGACGAUACCACCACUUGCUAUCCUUCAACUAUCAUCUAAUGCACUUCAGACAAAAGCACACUUUACACCUCAAUCAGAAUUAUC